Cooperia oncophora is the source of this 314-nucleotide messenger RNA. Lineage: Eukaryota; Metazoa; Nematoda; Chromadorea; Rhabditida; Trichostrongylidae. The record is from the annotation of a GenBank genome assembly.
CUCCGCCAAUCUUUGGGAGUCCCUCUUCACCUGUAUUUAUCAGCGUGAUUCUGGCCAAAUGUAAAGAAUUCGCUGUCUUGCAGUAUCGGGGACUUGAACUCACAAAUGGCCUCCGGGUACUACUGGUAUCGGAUCCCACUACAGAUAAAUCUGCCGCUGCAAUGGAUGUUAAUGUCGGAAGUCUCAUGGAUCCGUGGGAGUUGCAAGGGCUGGCGCACUUCUGCGAGCACAUGCUCUUUCUUGGUACUGAUAAAUAUCCGAAGGAGAACGAAUUCUUCAGUGUAAGUCAUGUAAAUAAGAGUGGACCAGGUAGA